Messenger RNA from Bombina bombina (fire-bellied toad), 729 nucleotides. RefSeq names its product homeobox protein unc-42. Gene Ontology annotation, molecular function: RNA polymerase II transcription regulatory region sequence-specific DNA binding; DNA-binding transcription factor activity, RNA polymerase II-specific. The transcript has 3 exons. The coding region runs from base 1 to 729 and encodes 242 amino acids. The record is from RefSeq and is a predicted model, not a curated record. Gene Ontology annotation, biological process: regulation of transcription by RNA polymerase II. Lineage: Eukaryota; Metazoa; Chordata; Amphibia; Anura; Bombinatoridae.
AUGGAUGAUGCCAGAGUAAAGGGAUCUAAGAAGAAAUGUUCAGAAUAUCAUGAGGUCUAUUCUGAAAUUGCUGCAGUCACAUCAACAGCAGAUAUUGACAGUUCAUAUAAAACAUUUUCAGAACUGUCCACCAUGGAAGGGAACUCAUUAUUGUCAUCAAACAGGCAUGUAUCUCCUCAUUAUCCAACACCAACACGACGGAGACAUCGCACCACAUUCAGUCAAGAACAACUUGAACAUUUGGAAGCAGCAUUCGUCAAGAAUCAUUACCCAGAUAUCUAUUGUCGAGAGGAACUAGCCAAGAUUACAAAGUUAAAUGAAGCAAGAAUACAGGUGUGGUUUCAAAACAGAAGAGCAAAGCACCGUAAACAUGAAAGGACAAUUCAGAAAUCAUCAACACCAAGUGGAAUGUUAGCAUGCAGUGGUCUUAUGCCUGGUGUCUGUUCUAUGACCUCCCCUUCUCGUCAGUAUCAAUAUUCCCAUGCGCUCAAUCACAUUCCCCGUUUUACUUCCAUGGCUUCAGCAAGCUAUCACACACCCACUGCUGUCGGUCAGUUCACCUGCACUAGCAGUCACCCACAUUUGCAAUCAGGUCCUCCACCUCCUCGACAGCAUGAUGACUGGUACAAUUCUCUUAGGUCUAUUAAUACUCCAAGCACUGCAUUAUCUUCUUCCAUGAUUACUUUGACACCUAUGACAGCAUUAGACCCAUCUACUCAUUGGAAUUAA